Gloeophyllum trabeum ATCC 11539 is the source of this 1146-nucleotide messenger RNA. RefSeq lists its product as uncharacterized. Gene Ontology annotation, cellular component: mitochondrion. Gene Ontology annotation, molecular function: 4 iron, 4 sulfur cluster binding; lipoate synthase activity. Bases 1 to 1146 code for a protein of 381 amino acids. Lineage: Eukaryota; Fungi; Basidiomycota; Agaricomycetes; Gloeophyllales; Gloeophyllaceae. The transcript has 6 exons. The record is from RefSeq and is a predicted model, not a curated record. Gene Ontology annotation, biological process: lipoate biosynthetic process.
AUGAGUGUACUCCGGCAGUCCUCGCGGAAGCUCCUGAAUGUCGGGCGAAGCUCGCGCUCGCUCGCGACGUCUUCUUCGUCCACGUUCAGUCAACAGUUAGCUGAUGGUCCGUCCUUGGAUGAUUUCAUUGCUGGAGAUGCACCGGAACGAGUCGUGCUGGGCAACACCAAGCAGCCGAGACUUCCUGCUCAUCUGAAAACCAAGAUCCCGACAGGCGCAUCGUAUAACAAGAUAAAGAGUGACCUCCGCGGUCUUGGCCUCCACACGGUCUGCGAGGAAGCGCGAUGUCCGAAUAUUGGGGAUUGCUGGGGCGGCAGUAAGGGUGCGACCCACGAGGAGAACAAGAGAGCAGCGACUGCCACGAUUAUGUUAAUGGGGGAUACAUGCACACGUGGCUGUAGGUUCUGCGCUGUCAAGACUUCACGCACACCUCCACCCUUGGACCCUCACGAGCCGGAGCACACUGCAGAAGCCAUCAGCCGGUGGGGGUUGGGCUAUAUCGUGCUCACCACGGUCGACCGAGACGAUCUCGCGGAUAGCGGUGCCCACCAUCUCGCCGAGACGGUUCGCAAGAUUAAGCAGAAGGCCCCUCAAACCCUAGUUGAAGUACUCACCGGGGACUUUGGCGGAUCCCUGCCUCAUGUGGGACUGGUGGCAAAGUCCGGGCUGGACGUUUUUGCGCAUAACUUAGAGACUGUCGAGGCACUCACGCCGUUCGUACGCGAUCGGCGGGCCAGCUUCCGCCGGACUCUCCAGGUUCUCGAGCACGCGAAGAAAGAGGGUGUACGUGUGACGAAGACGAGCAUCAUGCUCGGGCUGGGUGAGACUGAAGACCAGCUCAUGGAUGCCCUGCGAGAGUUGCGCAAGAUUGACGUGGACGUAGUUACUUUCGGCCAGUACAUGCGGCCCACGAAGCGGCAUAUGAAGGUCGAGCGCUACGUGGAACCAGCCGAGUUUGACAGAUGGAAGCAGGUCGCUGAAGACUUGGGCUUCUUGUAUGUCGCCAGCGGCCCAUUGGUGCGAAGCAGCUAUAAGGCUGGAGAGUACUUCAUCGAGAACGUGCUCCGAGGGAAGGGGAACAAGAAGAAGGUGCAGCAAGUUUCGGCCCUGGAUGCAUUAUCGACAGAGGCCUCGUCUGCAGCAUAA